Messenger RNA from Galdieria sulphuraria, 1117 nucleotides. Its product is annotated as electron carrier/ protein disulfide oxidoreductase. The record is from RefSeq and is a predicted model, not a curated record. Gene Ontology annotation, cellular component: mitochondrion. Lineage: Eukaryota; Rhodophyta; Bangiophyceae; Galdieriales; Galdieriaceae. The transcript has 2 exons. The coding region runs from base 27 to 1085 and encodes 352 amino acids.
ACGUCGUCCACCAACUUACUACAACUAUGAUUGGCAAGUUGGUUUCAAAGUGGAACAACAAAUACCAUAUUCCAGCAAAGUUGUUUAGGAGGAACCACAACUUUACCAAAUCAGCUCCUUCCUUUAGUAGAUUUUCAAAAUAUAGGUGGACCUUGUUUGCUGGAGCAAGUACUUUAUCUUCCUUAUGGUUGAGUAAAGUAGUAUUCGCAGAAGAAAAUAAGCAAAUGAUUGAAUCAGAAACUGGACCCAUCUGGGAUGUUUUCUCCGACGAAGCCAAACCCACAAAGACUGCUGAUGAGUUGAACGAUACCCGUAAUGUUUUGGCGCCAACAGGUUCUCCUCGCAAAUCGUUUCCAACCCUUGUUUUAUUUGAAAUGGAAUCAUGUCCUUAUUGUAAGAAGAUUCGCGUUGCUCUUGACUAUUAUCGAAUACCGUAUUCUUGCGUACAAGUUACUGCAGUGGGGAAAAGAGAGUUGCGAACAACGAGUUCCAAAAAAGUACCUGUGCUUGUGAUUGACGGUGUAGAAUAUCACAACUCUUUUGCUGCGUUGUGGAAGAUACAAGACUUUGUAGAUGAUUCUUUGAGAGAAGAUCAGCGUAAUAUACCUGCAGUAGAAAGAAAGUGGCUGUAUAAGGUAGAUGAUCGUUUGAUUCCAUUGAUAACUCCGAAUAUCGCACAUACUUUAAGUGAGUCUUAUCAAAGCAUGAAGUAUUUAUUAUCAGUAGACCGAUAUUCUUGGUACGAACGGUUAUCGGUGAAUUUGCUGGGUCCAUUCUUUCUCUAUGUGAUGGGAAAGAAGAGCAAAUGGUCUUUGGAUAUUCAAGAUGAACGUCGAGAGUUGUUGGAUGAACUCAAUCAAUGGAUGGAAGAUGUGGGUGAUCAUUCAUUCCUUCUGGGAGAACGUCCUUGUUUAGCUGAUUUGUGUCUAUUUGCAUUUGUGAAAACUUUGCAACCUUUUGAUGUUAUGACAGAUAUCAAAAGUCAUACUAGCAUCAUGUCUUGGUUUCGUCGAAUGGAACAAGCUGUAGGGCCCAGUCAAAAGAUACAAAACUUGAGACCCAAAAGCUCAUUAUGGAUGUUUUAGUGAAUACUAUAUAUGCCUUUUCUUUUUUGAUG